AAGGGAGGGCCAGAGCCAGGAGCAAGGGGAGGGAGGAGGGGCGGCCCAGCCGGGCUGCUGUCCCCCCACAGAGCCGGCUCAGAUCCUGCUCUGGGAGCAGCCGAGCUGCAGAGACACACACAGGCAGAUAGACACCCAGACGAAGAUCCCGGGACUGGACACCCGCGGCCUCCAGCCGCUCGGCCCGGGCCCAGCCCCAUGGCCUUCAAUGACAUCCUGGAGCAAAUCGGGGGCUUCGGCCGCUUCCAGAAGAUCCAGGUCACCCUGGUGGUCAUUCCUAUGCUUCUGCUGGCCUCCCACAACACCCUACAGAACUUCACUGCCGCCAUCCCCACCCACCACUGCCGCCCACCUGCAGCCACCAACCUCAGCCAGGAUGGGGGGCUGGAAGCCUGGCUGCCCCGGGACAGGCAGGGGCGGCCUGAGUCCUGUCUCCGCUUCACAGCCCCACCGUGGGGACCGCCCUCCGCCAAUGGCACCGAGGCCAACGUCACACGGGCCACUGAGCCCUGCGCAGAUGGCUGGAUCUACAAUGACAGCACCUUCGCGUCCACCAUCGUGACUGAGUGGGACCUCGUGUGUACUCACAGGGCCUUACGGCAGCUGGCUCAGUCCUUGUACAUGGUGGGGGUGCUGCUCGGAGCCAUGGUGUUUGGGUGCCUGGCAGACAGGCUGGGCCGCAGGAAGAUUUUGAUCUUGAACUACCUGCAGACCGCCGUGUCCGGGACUUGUGCGGCCUUCGCACCCAACUUCCUCACCUACUGCACGUUCCGGCUCCUCUCGGGCAUGUCGCUGGCCAGCAUCGCUCUCAACUGCAUGACGCUGAGCGUGGAGUGGAUGCCCAUCCACACCCGGGCGCACGUGGGCACACUGAUCGGCUAUGUCUACAGCCUGGGUCAGUUCCUCCUGGCUGGCGUGGCCUAUGCCAUGCCCCACUGGCGCCACCUGCAGCUAGCGGUGUCUUUGCCAUUCUUCAUCUUCUUCAUCUAUUCCUGGUUCUUCAUUGAGUCUGCCCGCUGGUACUCCUCCUCUGGGAAGCUGGACCUCACCCUGAAUGCCCUGCAGAAAGUGGCCCGAAUCAACGGGAAGCAGGAAGAGGGGGCCAAGCUGAACAUAGAGGUGCUCCGGGCCAGUCUGCAGAAGGAACUGACCACGGGCAAAGGCCAGGCCUCGGCCCUGGAGCUCCUGCGCUGCCCCACCCUUCGUCGCCUCUUCCUCUGCCUCACCAUGCUGUGGUUUGCCACAAGUUUUGCCUACUAUGGGCUAGUCAUGGACCUGCAGGGCUUUGGGGUCAGCAUCUACCUAAUCCAGGUGAUCUUUGGGGCCGUGGACCUGCCUGCCAAGCUCAUGUGCUUCCUAGUCAUCAACUCCCUGGGCCGCCGAGUUGCCCAAAUCUUUUCCCUGCUGCUGGCGGGCAUCUGCAUCCUGGUCAAUGGGGUGGUACCCCAUGACCAGUCCAUUGUUCGAACCUCCCUGGCUGUGCUGGGGAAGGGCUGCCUGGCUUCCUCCUUCAACUGCAUCUUCCUCUAUACCGGGGAGCUGUAUCCCACAAUGAUCAGGCAGACGGGCAUGGGCAUGGGCAGCACAAUGGCCCGAGUGGGUAGCAUCGUGAGCCCCCUGGUGAGCAUGACCGCCGAGCUGUACCUGCCCCUGCCUCUCUUCAUCUACGGCACCAUCCCUGCGGCUGCCAGCAUGGCCACCACCCUCCUGCCCGAGACCCUGGGCCAGCCACUGCCAGACACGAUGCUGGAUGUGGAGAACAGGAGGAGAGGGAAAAGCCGGCAACAGCAGCUGGAGCAGCAGAAGCAAAUGGUCCCGCUGCAGAGCCCUGCACAGGAGAAGAGCGGACUCUGAGGACUGAGAAGGGACACCCCUACCCCCUCCCCAGGGCCCCGAAAGGGAAG
Messenger RNA from Echinops telfairi (small Madagascar hedgehog), 1904 nucleotides. It is a transcript of the gene SLC22A6, whose product is annotated as solute carrier family 22 member 6. Gene Ontology annotation, cellular component: membrane. Gene Ontology annotation, biological process: transmembrane transport. The record is from RefSeq and is a predicted model, not a curated record. The coding region runs from base 199 to 1854 and encodes 551 amino acids. The transcript has 10 exons. Lineage: Eukaryota; Metazoa; Chordata; Mammalia; Afrosoricida; Tenrecidae.